AUGCGUACAUCCAUUGUCUUUCCAAAUUUUCAGGUUCGCGCAAAGGGUUAUAAGCUCAAGACCAAAGCAGCCGUCAAGAAGCGUUUUAAGGUCAAUUGUAACGGUCUCGUCAAGCGCGCACAGGCAAAUAAGCGCCACAUUGCUACAAAAAAGACACGUGAGCGCAUCCGUCGUCUUGGCAAGUCCGUCUUUGUGCAGGGUCAGAUCCGCAAGAAUGUGCUUCGGAUGCUUGGCAAGUAA
Molecule: messenger RNA, 240 nt
Organism: Peronospora belbahrii
Lineage: Eukaryota; Oomycota; Peronosporomycetes; Peronosporales; Peronosporaceae
Source: the annotation of a GenBank genome assembly